Molecule: messenger RNA, 495 nt
Organism: Pollicipes pollicipes
Lineage: Eukaryota; Metazoa; Arthropoda; Thecostraca; Pollicipedomorpha; Pollicipedidae
Product: protein RER1-like
Exons: 4
Coding region: 151-495 (114 amino acids)
Biological process (GO): retrograde vesicle-mediated transport, Golgi to endoplasmic reticulum; protein retention in ER lumen
Cellular component (GO): Golgi membrane
Source: RefSeq, a predicted model, not a curated record
CCUUUUCGGGCUCCACUUACCAUCAGCUGACAAUUUAUAACGCAUUAUUUUUCGUUUCAGGGCUGGUAUGUUGUAACGUACGCCCUGGCGAUAUAUCAUCUUAAUCUCCUUAUAGCAUUCCUGACUCCGAAAAUCGAUCCAAGCUUAGAAAUGUCAUAUGACGACGAUGAGCCGAUGCUGCCGACACGCUCCAACGACGAGUUUCGGCCGUUCGAGCGGCGGCUGCCCGAGUUCAAGUUCUGGCACAGCGUCAUGAAGGCGACCACCAUCGCCUACUGCUGCACCCUCUUCAAGUUCUUCAACAUCCCUGUGUUUUGGCCAAUCCUCGUUAUGUACUUCAUAACGCUAUUCUGCAUCACCAUGAAGCGCCAGAUCAGGCACAUGCUGCGUACAAACUACCUGCCGUUCUCCUGGGGCAAGCCCAAGUACGCCAGCAGCGUGGCGGCCGCCGACCGACGCCGUCUGAUGGCGAAGGACAAGGACAUUCUGGAAUAG